AUGCGUCAUAGUUGUGGGCGGGGAUAUGACGCUCGAACUUUCGAUUUGGAAUGAAUCUCGUGAAACGUGAUUAAAACGAUUCCGAUUAAGCGGCGUAUGAAGUCUAGAAUGCUGCUACAUGUGACUAAUGAGAAAUCUAUUCUGGAAAGAAGUACCGGAUCAGUUGACAGGGUCAGCCGGUAGAGUGAGUCGUCACGCUCCACUGCCAGAUAUAUAGUUAUAGUGCAGUUUACCACAAGCAGAUUAGAGUCCUGCUGCAAGAGGACAGAAAUCGGUCUGACAUAUAACUAAUGCGAAAGUGGCUAACGUUACUAUUAUUUUAAUUGUCUUUUUCUUUGUAACAUUGUCAGACUUUGAAACGUAACUUCCGUUUUUGAAGGUUCAAACGCGCAAAAGUGACUUAAUUUAAAAAAAAUAAAUAAAUCAAGGAUGGGUCAUUCACACUCGUGCACAGUUCUGCCACCAGAUAUUCCUCUAGCUGUGGUUGAAGAGAUUCUACUGAACCUGCCUGAACAUCAGGUGGUGCGAGUCUGUCGGCUGGUGUGUCGUGAGUGGAAGGAGCUGGUGGACAGUGCUGCACACUGGAAAGAGCGCUGUCGGAGAGAGGGGAUCCAGCCCUGUGAUGCUUCCAGACCCCCAAAGGAUUGGCGCCUGUUUUACUUUAUAUCUAAGAAACAACGUAACUUGCUCAAGAAUCCCAGAGCAGAAGAUGAGUUCAAAGGAUGGAAGAUUGUACAGAACGGUGGUGACUGCUGGGGAAUAGAAAAUAAUUCUGUACAAAUCUCAAAUAACACAGUUCCAAAAUGCUUUGUCACCUCUUACAGGUUAUGUUUGAAGCAACAGCUGAUUGAUUUGAAGAAAGAAGGUUAUAAUGCUGCUUUAAUGGAUCAGCAUCAACCUCAUAUCAAAAUAUCAGACUGGUAUGCCCAGCGCUGCGAUUGUGGGUGUGAGUAUCAGAUCUGUGUAGAGUUGCUUGAUCAGAAGAUGACACCCAUCUAUAUGUUUGAGCCUGAACCAGUUUUCUUUAAACAGUGGAAUGAUACGAAGUGGUGUGAAAUGACCUACGUCUUUAAGGAUUAUGGACCUGGAGUUCGGUUUAUCCGUUUCACUCACGGUGGGAAGGAUACCCAGUUCUGGGCAGGCCAUUAUGGAAUACGGGUCACUAAUAGUAGCGUGGAGAUCUGUCCUGCAAUGUUGGGUGGGAGUCCACCUUAUUCGAGUCCAGAGAUCUGUCCCGCAAUGUUGCGUUGGAGACCACGUUAUUUGAGUCCACGUCUAGUCAAAAAGAGAGUCAAGAACUAAAUAUUACUUCAUCAUUAAGUCAAUAUCUUAGGCUUGUUUUAAGCACGUAUUUUUAUUUCACAUCUUCUCAUUAAUAGUAUCCUGCUGAGCAAACUAUAAGUUGUGUAGGCUAAUGGAAGUAAUGGCCGAUUUCUGUAUUGGGACAUUUCUGAGUAACGGCUUUUCUGAUGUGAAAAACUAUAGAGCGAGACUUGACUGUAUCAUCGAUAUAAAUUCAACUGGUAACUAACCAUGUUACUUUUAGUAAUGGCGUGGAAACAAUGGGAAAAAAAAGCAAUGGAAACAGCGUAUUGGGAUAUGAAAAGAUGAAAAUGCAUUCCGGUGUUAUGCGCCAUUUCAGACAGCUUGCAAGGACCAAAUUCAGUUAUCUUCCACGUCUUAUUGAGUUUGAACAAUUGAUAAAUCACUUGAAUGUUUAAACUACAAGACCGAAGAACAUAUGCACGAAUUUCAACGACAGCUCUGGACUUUUUUCGAGUCCCGACGAAUUGAGCCAGAGUCAAGUCCAAGUAAAAAUGCUUUAGAGUCUGUGACAAGUGCAAGCAAGACUCAAGUACCUCAACUCUGUUUGAAUGUGUUGUCUGUUAUGAGAAACACUGUUCUAUGUAAGGGUGAACUUAAAAAAGCCUUAAGAAAAUUAGGUGCAUCUCUAAUUGUUGUACAUGAAGAUGAAGAUUGUCAUGUAUGUAUUUAUUUUUGCACAAUAUAUAUAAAUGAGUAUUUGGCUGUUUAUAUUUAAAAA
Pimephales promelas (fathead minnow) is the source of this 2044-nucleotide messenger RNA. RefSeq names its product F-box only protein 44. Gene Ontology annotation, molecular function: protein binding; ubiquitin protein ligase activity. NCBI's taxonomy places the organism in Eukaryota, Metazoa, Chordata, Actinopteri, Cypriniformes, Leuciscidae. Gene Ontology annotation, biological process: glycoprotein catabolic process; SCF-dependent proteasomal ubiquitin-dependent protein catabolic process; ERAD pathway. Gene Ontology annotation, cellular component: SCF ubiquitin ligase complex; cytoplasm. The record is from RefSeq and is a predicted model, not a curated record.